Molecule: messenger RNA, 2749 nt
Organism: Gryllus bimaculatus (two-spotted cricket)
Lineage: Eukaryota; Metazoa; Arthropoda; Insecta; Orthoptera; Gryllidae
Source: the annotation of a GenBank genome assembly
CCACUCACGACAUGCUUAUGUCCAUUGUAAGUCAGCCUCAUGGUGGUUAUUUUCACCAUGGUCAGCCUCAUCUAUGCAACAUAGACAUACGCGCUCAGAGAGUAUUUUAAGUGCUCCCCCCGCCGCCCCGGCCUCUUACCAUGUGACAUCUACCCAUACUCCAUCCAUACUCCUUGCCAUGUGUUGCGCUGCGAGAUGCUGGCUGGACAAGCGACGUAGGGUUAUUGUUUGCGCCUCUGCAGAAUAUACUCCAAUUCAUAUUAUAUCCGUAUAAUAAAACCAUUCGAUUGAAUUGCACGCCGCAAUUGGAAAGUGUUGUUCAAUAGCAUAUUUUCAGCGAAUAUUUCGUUGACAUUCACCAUGCCGUCGCGCAGAAAUAAAUUUAAGACUUCUUGGAUUAUUGGCCCAUCUAAAAAUGAACCCAUAAACGACAGAUGCAGUGUGGGUCGGAAACUUUUGGAAAAAAUGGGCUGGGAAAAUGGUCUUGGUCUGGGCAAAGACAACCAAGGGAUGACAGAAAAUCCUUUAUGGAAAUAUAAUCGAGGAGACAGCAAAACAGGUUUUAAAUGUAAAGAUGAAAUGGCAAAUGAAAUAUUGCCUCAUCAAAAUGCAUUUGAAGACCUUUUAGGAGAAUUAAACUCGCAGACUGGUGAAGAGAGUAUUAACACUGAUGAUUCACUCCAGAGAAAAUCUAGAGAGAGGGUAAAAACAUGUAAAAAACACAUACGGUACAAAAAAAUGGCUCGAGCAAAAGAUAUUAGUAAUUACUCAGCAAAAGACUUCGAAGGUAUUGUUGGAAAGAAAAUCACAAAGAAAAAUUUAGAUUUGUUACGUGAAACUUCUAAUUGUGGUACUCUCUCAAAUAUCAAAGUAACGAACGAAGUUUUUGCCUCACUAGAGUGUGAAAGUUCUAGUGAACAAUUUGACAUGGAUAAUAAGUCAUUUAAUUUACUGAAGAGAAACAAGCAGCUUUGUGUGUCUCAAAAACACGAAAAAACAUGUGUGGAAAGUAGUACAAUUGUCUCUGAAGUGAGUUAUGUAAAUGAGGAACUUGAAGAGAGUGGGAAUCCAAAGAAAAAAAAUAAAAGGCAUUCAUUUUCAAGUUUUACUCUUGAACCCAAUGCGUGUUCUAUGCAAGCUUUUGCAAAUACCUCAACAGAGUCUAUAAAUGAUCAAUGUAAAGAAUCAGAAGCCACUGAAGAUGUGGAUGUAUUUAAUUCUGAAAGGAGUUUUAAAAAGAAAAGUAGAAAGAUUGACGGAAACUCUGAGAAUUGUGCCAUAGUCAACACAAAUGACAGUACCUUGCAAAGUUCUGAAAUUAGCAAAAAGAAGAAAAAGAAAAAGAUGAAGGAAAACAUGGGCGAUUCUAAUACACCCUGCACUGAGUACAAUUCUGCACUAAGCGACACAAAUCUAGAUGAGAAACCAACCAGCCGAGAAGAAUUUAUGUGCAAUACCAAAUCUAUUAGUGAAAUUCGUCAAAAGCAAACUUUACAAAAUAAAAGUGUAAGUAGAAAUGCUGUUACCGAGUUUGAUAGUAGUGUCAUAACAAGUGAAAAAUCCUCUAAUUUUGAAAAAACUGAGACAAAGAAGGAAGGGAGUAAAGUUAGUAAUGGUUGUACAACAUCCAAUGAUGCAAGCAAGAAUGAUGAUAAUAAUUCCCUUAUAUUCCUGCGUCAAAAUAAUAAUUUCUUUCUUACAGGUGAAGAAAGAAAAAAAAUUAAAAAACAUUUAGCUGAAAAUCCAGCAAUUAUACAGCAGGUUGCAAGUGCAUUUGUUGGUUCCAAUUUAAUGAGCAUAAAAGGCUAUGGUAAUUGGUGAUGUUGAGAUUAUUUAUGGAAUGAAAAUUCAGCCACAAAUUAAAAAAAAAAUUUUAUAAGUUAAGAAUUUGAAUGCUUUACCUCCCAUUCCAUAAUCACUUUCCAUUGUUUGUCAUCCAUCAUGUGUGUAUGUACUUUCAGGUUUCAUGAAUUUGUAUUGAUUGAAUAAUUUCAACCAUUGAUAGCGAUGAGUUCUAGUAAUUUUUAAUUUCAAAGACAAUCCUAGCAAUAGCAAGUUGCCAUACUGAAAUAUUCAAAGUUGAAAUUGAUGAAUGUUAUCAAAAAGUAACAACUUGAAAGUCAUGAAAUGUACCCUUCCUAAUGCAUUUCAAAAGUGAUCAUUUUUUUAAUCCUGGAUCCCCAUAGGCCUAUAGACUUGUUUCUUGUCCAAUGUUUCUUUAUCACUUGUUCUGAUCCUUUUGGUAUCAAACCCUUUAUAAAUAAGUUAAAAUAAUGUCUUCAGUUGGAAAAAAAAAUUAUAACAUGAAGCAAAAUAAGGUAAAAACAAGGACUCCACUACUGGACAACGCAUACUCUCAUACAUGUACUCCAUAAAAUUCUGAGUUACAAGGGGACUGUUUGAGAUAGUAAUAUCAAGGUACGACAGGAUUCCUGAAAGAGGUAUGUGUUAUUUGAAAAUGGUAUUUUGAAAUUCACAUUUUAGAAUAUUUCUCUUGAUCUUAAUUUUUUACAUAUACGUGAAAAUAAGUUUAUAGGAAAAUGUGAAUCCACAAAAGAAACCUAGUACACAGAUUAUUUAGUAGUGAUAUUUAAUUACAUAUAGACCCUUGAGACUAUGGUAUUGCUUUACAAACUGACAUACUAAAAAUGUUCUGACAAUAGUUAUAAUUGUAUUUUAAUGUAUAUGUUUAUAAAGAGUGUCACACAGUAAUGAAAAUUUUAUAAUGCUGCACAGAUCUAUGUUGGGA